ACUCUCGCUAUGAUCAAAAUAGCCCGCAGCAAUGUCAAAGAGGAACUGCUCAUCCUCAGCGGCGUUACGGCGAGGUGGAAUGGAGACAGCAUCUUCGACUUCGACUCGACACGCAAAGCACGCGACGUCUUCACAUUCGCAGGACUUCCAUCCCAGUCAAUGGAACCUCCCCAAUGGGUAGACGUCAGCAGGGAUGUGGCUCGCGGUAUGGUUGUUGCCAUGAGUGACAAAGGGAUCACUACUAGACCUACGAACGCCUUGCUCGAGAAAAAAGUCAUUCCUCUUUUUCCGGAAGGGGUAUACCAGGAUGACUUCGGUCAACUGCUCGACCUUGUCCAGGCUUCAUCGUGCAAUGGUGAAACAGGAAACCAAGAGCUUCCCCAGUUACUGCCGUUGGAAUUUCCGAGAAUCGGAUACCACGCAGCUGCGGACUUGGCGUUUAGAGCUCCUGGUGGCAUCCACGGUUGUCACCAGCCACCUGUGCUCGCAGCACCGUCGUACCGUAUGAAGGCACUAGUAGCCGUCUCCAGGUGCCUGCUGGAAAUCUUCGACUAUCCAAAGAGCUCGUCAUCGAAUGUUCUGAACAAUGAGGCGACGGUGGCGACCUCCCGUCUAACAGGUGAACUUACGCCACUGCACGUCGAAAGGAAUUGCUUUGGCCUCAACCCGGAAACCACGGUCCCCGAUGGUGACAAAUUCAUGGAAUCCGACGACGAGGCUGACGGAAGGUCCUCUUGCGAAGGAGGUCGCGAGGUUCCGACCUCUGCCCCGACUGUCCCGACGAAGCGUAUAGAAAUUUCGAAGAAUGCGACAAACUUUGCGACGGACAACACUGUGAUUCCUUCCGGUGAAGCUGCGUUCAGGAGUAAUCCUAUAGAUGGCGCGAAGUCCUCACUUCUUUCUCCAGUCGCUCUUCCAAGGGUUGACUCUGGCGUUGAACACUUCAACAUGAACUUCACCGAUUCCGAAGGUGCUCGUUGCGACACUUCGAGCUCACUCGCUGUUGCGUUGUCACGGAUGAACAACACGAAUGCGCUUGCAAGUGCACGUCCAUGCUCGGAGUGCUACGAUCUAAAGGCCGGAAACCACGUAUCCUCUGCAGACGCACAGAUGAAGACCGAACCCAGCUCUCGAGUGGAAGAAGGAGAAGAAACGCUCCCUCUCUCCCAAUCAGGAGGAGAGAGCGACUCGUCAGGUUCUGUCUUCAGAACCCAGAACAAUUACGAAAGUGACUCGGUGCCUUGCACGCAGUGCCGCCUCAGCGAUGUGGAAGACCAAGAGCGCAGCUUCUACGAGGACGGGGACGCGGCGCCCGACGCGCUCCACUCGAUGACGCACGACAAGACAGGCUUGCCGGAACCGGCCGGAGGUUUCGAGCACAAAGACGAACAACGAGGCCACUACUUCCGCCUAGCUCCUCCCACAAGCGCGGAAAUCGAAGAAUUACGGAACCAGAUUCGACUGUUGGUGCAAAACCACGCCCUGCGCGCGAGCACGCCUCCAGUACGCGCUGACCGCCGAACGGGCUCUGCGUCGAGCUGCAGUCCUACGACAGACGAAGAGAGCUUCGAAGAGGACAGCGAAGACGACGAUAGUUCGCGCACUCUGCACACAACCAGCGAGUCGGAGCUGUCCGAGUACGAGGACGACCUGUUGUCCUGCUAUUCCGGUUACUCCGAUGGCUCGUCGUCUUCGAGCGUUUCGUGUGCUUCGGGUCCGCUUGACGGACUGACCGAGUACAGUCGUCGCGAAAUGGCGCACGCUGACGACGCGGAGUCAAAGGACGGACUGUUCACUCCCAUUGACUCAGCCGCGUCGUCACUGUGCAGAAAGAGGAAAAGGAAUUUUCCGCCAAGAGGGUGUUCGGAAUCGCCAACGGAAGAUCCCCUUGCGGAAAUCAAGAAGUCUCGCGUUUUCCAGCUGGAAAGCGCGGGACGUCCCAGCCUGCGCACAGAAGGGGAGUCGAACGACUUUCAUAUAGCAAGAAACGUUACAGUGGAAGCUGAAGACACCAGUAGUGCAAUAGCGUCCGUGGACAACGGUUCUUUCCACAGAGCGGUACUGUCACUGCACAGCUAUUGUAAAUAUAGCCCGAACAGACCAAGUAGCUUCCGUCCCGAAGAAGGUCCGGACGAGCGAUCCGCUAACUGCUCGAGUGAUGAUGAUGAUGCGAUGGAAAAACCGCCAGUGGAGCCUGAAGCGAACGUCGGCUGCAUUGAGCCGCGGACCCAUGAAGGAUCAACCAGCACUGGCGCUCCUAGCGAGGCAGUGGCAAAACUAGUGGAUUAUCCUCAACUGACUCCACCGGAGGAAGAGGGUAGCGGCGUUAACACUACACCUGGACAAUACCUACGCGAGGACACCCAAGGGCGUCCUCUUGCGGACGAACGGGGGAACAGCGGUACGCCCCGUAACAGCAGUGAGGCCGGGGCAGGGGCCUACAAGAAGGUCAUGGAAGUGUAUUUCGACGAAAACUCCAGGCACUUCCUCGUCGUCCCGGCGUCUCAGGAAUGUCUCAUUUUCGAGAACAGCGAGAACAUCCCGCCUGAAGAAGAUUCCAAAACCAAGCCGGCUUCACCGGGAAGGAUCAGUCGUGAACCGCAGGUGGAACUGUGCAAGAUCCAAGCUUUGAACGAGGAAGAGGCGUCUUGCAAAAGCGUCGCUUCCGGCGUCGCGAACACGCCCGAUGAGAAACGGAAGAAUCCGACGGAGGCCGAGUGUGAAGGUCCAAGAAGGAAGAUCCGCAGAAUCGGACUCCCCAAGGGCUACAAGGGUCGAGCUUUGCAUCCCAACUGGAAAUCAAAUGUCGACCAGUGAUGCGAAGUUGUCGUCUCCAGUUCUUUUACAAUAUUCAUUUCUUUGUUCACUUUGUUCCAUUCGCAAGUAGUUCCUUUUGCAAUGUAUUCCGUUAAAUAAACACUGCUUUCUGUGUUCUGGAAUGAGGAGCACGCCAGA
This is a messenger RNA of Dermacentor andersoni, 2955 nucleotides long. RefSeq lists its product as uncharacterized. Lineage: Eukaryota; Metazoa; Arthropoda; Arachnida; Ixodida; Ixodidae. The record is from RefSeq and is a predicted model, not a curated record.